ACCGCUCGUUGCUAUGUGUCUCGGGAGCAAACCCUUGGUGCACUUAAUUAACCGAGUCUUCAGGGCCGGCCACUGCGCACGUCAACGCUAGUCCCGAUGGGAAGCCAGCUUCUGUCCAUCGUCGAGCGUCGCGAGGUCCUCCCGGAGAGCUAUAUCCGGCCGGAGUCCGACAGGCCGCGGCUCGCCGAAGUGAUGACGGACAGCAACGUCCCGCUCGUCGACCUCUCGUCGCCGGAUAAGCAACGUGUCAUCGCCGAGAUUGGCCUGGCUUGCCGCACCUAUGGCUUCUUCCAGGUCAUAAACCAUGGAAUAGAAAAGGAGCUACUGGACAAAAUGAUGGCCGUGGGUCUGCAGUUCUUCCGUCUCCCGCCAGAGGAGAAGGAGAAGCUGUACUCAGAUGAACCGUCCAAAAAGAUAAGGCUCUCCACCAGCUUCAACGUCCGCAAGGAGACGGUGCACAACUGGCGCGACUAUCUGCGUCUUCACUGCCACCCUUUGGAGGAGUUCUUGCCGGAAUGGCCAUCCAAUCCUGAAUCCUUCAAGGAGAUAGUCAGCGAGUACUGCCGCGAGGUCCGGCGGCUCGGGCUCCGGCUUCUGGGCAUGAUCUCCCUCAGCCUCGGCCUGGAGGAGGACUACAUCGAGAAGGCCCUCGGCGAGCAGGAGCAGCACAUGGCCGUGAACUACUACCCGCAGUGCCCGGAACCCGACCUCACCUACGGCCUGCCCAAGCACACCGACCCCAACGCCCUCACCAUCCUCCUCCAGGACCCCAACGUCGCCGGCCUCCAGGUCCUCAAGGACGGCGACCACUGGAUCGCCGUCAACCCCCGGCCGAACGCUCUCGUCAUCAACCUAGGCGACCAGCUGCAGGCGCUGAGCAACGGCGCGUACAAGAGCGUGUGGCACCGCGCGGUGGUGAACGCGGCGCGAGAGCGCAUGUCGGUGGCAUCUUUCCUGUGCCCGUGCAACAGCGCGGUGAUCAGCCCCGCGGCGGGGCUCGUCGGCGACGGGGACCCGCCCGUGUACCGGAGCUACACCUACGACGAGUACUACAAGAGGUUCUGGAGCAGGAACCUGGACCAGGAACACUGCCUGGAGCUCUUCAGAAGCGCCCAGCUCCAGUAACUAUCUGGCGCAUUUGAGGCUUUGCUUAUAAAGUAGUACGUACGUUUGUUCGGUUUGUUUCAUGGAACAUUAUCAUUCAUCGUACGCUGGCCAGCAGCCAAUUCCGUGCCCGAAUGUACCAUUUCCUUGUGUGGUUUGCCCUAGCUUUUUCUUAUACCUGCGGCUCUAUAUGUGUACCGUGUUAUGCCAUUAUGCCAUUAUGUUUGGCGCCGCUAUGCAUGACAGCAAAAAGGAAAACAUGCUUUGAGACUACGUAA
Molecule: messenger RNA, 1382 nt
Organism: Setaria italica (foxtail millet)
Lineage: Eukaryota; Viridiplantae; Streptophyta; Magnoliopsida; Poales; Poaceae
Product: flavanone 3-dioxygenase 2
Exons: 5
Coding region: 97-1125 (342 amino acids)
Source: RefSeq, a predicted model, not a curated record